UCGAUGAGUCACAUCCCCCGCAGUAAGAGAAAGGAACAGCUCUCAGAGCAAUGAGGCGCGUGUUGCUGCCGUGGGCUCGCUCAGUCAACUCUCCACCACCAGUUUGCAAAGAAGCAACAAGCACAGGUACCCUCUCCAGAGCACUCCAACUCUUCUCCAGAUCCCAGGUUUGCUGCAGGACCUGCUGAUAACCUCCUGGUGUCUCCAGGUUGUCCCAGGCUUUGGUGCCAGGGCUGUCUAUCAGCAGGCUGACCUUCCAUAUGUUGUGGGGGGUCUGGGCUUGUUCUGCCCGGGAGGAUGGGGGAAGCCUGUACUGAAGCCUGGCCGGAGCUGAGGAACCUGAGCUGCAGCCUCUUGGACUAUGACACCGCCCGCUUGGACAGCCAGGACUUCAUGACGGACCGGAGCUUCGAGGCGGCUCGGACCGUGGUCGGGGUGACCCUGGUCGGGAUCAUGUUGGUGUGUGGGCUCGGCAACUUGCUGUUCAUUGUGAGCCUGGUUCGCUGUAGGCAGCGCCGCAGCCUGACCAGCCUCCUGCUCGCUAACCUGGCCGUCUCGGACAUGCUGGUGGCUGUGCUCUGCUGCCCCUUCGAGAUGGAUUACUAUGUGGUCAAGCAACUGUCCUGGGAGCACGGCCACGCUCUGUGUGCCUCGGUCAACUACCUCCGCACCGCUUCCCUGUCUGUCUCCACUAACGCGCUGCUAGCCAUCGCCAUCGACCG
Molecule: messenger RNA, 722 nt
Organism: Chiloscyllium plagiosum (whitespotted bambooshark)
Lineage: Eukaryota; Metazoa; Chordata; Chondrichthyes; Orectolobiformes; Hemiscylliidae
Source: RefSeq, a predicted model, not a curated record